Aspergillus wentii DTO 134E9 is the source of this 1660-nucleotide messenger RNA. RefSeq names its product putative vacuolar sorting protein SNF7 family protein. The transcript has 5 exons. The record is from RefSeq and is a predicted model, not a curated record. Gene Ontology annotation, biological process: vesicle budding from membrane; late endosome to vacuole transport via multivesicular body sorting pathway. NCBI's taxonomy places the organism in Eukaryota, Fungi, Ascomycota, Eurotiomycetes, Eurotiales, Aspergillaceae. Gene Ontology annotation, cellular component: multivesicular body; cytoplasmic side of plasma membrane; ESCRT III complex. Bases 212 to 1660 code for a protein of 482 amino acids.
UGUUGACAAGCAACCAUAACAAAAACAUCAGAAACCUCGGUGAGGUUUACGGCCACGACAGAGCAUAUAGCUUCUCCAUUGAACCCUGCAGACUGCUCCCUGCAAGGGAUUUCUUCCUUAUAUCGACCCCACUGCCUACACUGUGAACGUUUGUCCUCAGGUCUUGACGCUCAACCCGCAUUUCCGCAGUCCCAGCUCAGCUCAGCUUAAGAUGAACGACCUUCUCAACUAUAUCCUCACCAAAGAGGACGCUUUCCGAAAAAACCGCCUGCCCUCACUUUACUCCGACUUCACGUUACAGAAGAAAACAAACCCCGACGGAUACGCCGUUAAUGUCGCUGCGUGGGAGCAUGCUUUGACAAGGGCCGCAAGGAAUGGAUACAUAUCAUCUUCGGGGGGCUCGAGUAGCAAGCGGGCGAAGGGCAAUCAUCUAGUCCUCAGGACGGAUGACUCGCUGCUACGAGAUCUGGAGAUCCCGGAAUGGGGUCGACCGGUAGCACUUGCUACUGUUGUUGAUGAAGCGAUUCGCAAACAUACCAUGGUCCCUGUGCAGUCGUACAUCAGCAAUCCGGCGAGUCUGCGAAAAAGUCAGUGGAAUAUCAUCGAUCCGGCAGCUUUAAGCCCUUGGAACGUUAUGAGCUGGGGUAUGAAACAAUUGAGGGGCAUUGUUGUAGGAUCCGACGAAUCUUCGGGCCGGUUGCAGGUUCAGGAGCUGGUCUUGGUUGAGAAUCUUCAGGAGGCUGCAAGCCGCGUGUCCAAGCAGGCCAUGGACCAUAGCUCGUCUAAAAUGGACCUAGUAUACACCAAAGAGGGUUUCAUGAGCAGAUUCUCUAGAGUUCUCAACGAAGACAGCCAAUUGUCGGAAUCUGACUUUGACAUUUUAUUGCUCUAUUUAUCCCGCGACAGCGGUGCCAUUGCAUAUGAUGGCAAGAAGACAAUCAAAUUCAGGCCCUCAGACAAUGCACCGAGAGAAAUUACCCAGCAGGAUACCAGCAUCGCUUCUAUGAGAACGCUGAUGUCAACAAUUUCACAACAAGUAGAAACUUUAGAGAAGAAAAUCAACGAGUUAAACUCCACCGCAAAAGCUGCGUUACAGAACAAAAAUCGGAUUUCGGCGCUGUCGGCAGUGCGCUCGAAGAAACUUGCAGAGCAUAACCUCCAGCAACGGCUUAAUACACUGGUGCAGCUCGAAGAGGUCUACACCAAAAUCGAACAGGCCGCGGAUCAAGUCGAAUAUAUUCAGAUGAUGGAGGCAAGCACUGGCGUUCUUCGCGGCCUGCACACUCAGAUCGGCGGUGCCACCAGGGUCGAGGAUGUGGUUGAUGAGUUGCGUGAGGAGAUGUCCAAGGUGGACGAAGUCGGAAGCAUCAUGAACGAAGCCGGUCCUGAAAUCGACGAGACUGAAAUUGACGACGAGCUGGAGGAGCUGGAGAACACACAGCGGGAAGCGAAGGAGGAAGAGGAGGCAGAAGCAACUCGCCGCAAGCUGGCCGAGCUGGACAACCUCGAACAGACCACAAAGGACGCCGCGCGCACAGCAGCAAGCGAAAAACACGUGGAUUCAGAUAUAGCUGAGAGCAUCGGAAGGCUCUCGCGGAUGUCAGUGGAGGAUGGCUCUGAUUCCCCAGGGUCAAAGGAGCAUCCGUUGUCAGCUAAAUAA